Molecule: messenger RNA, 592 nt
Organism: Mercurialis annua (annual mercury)
Lineage: Eukaryota; Viridiplantae; Streptophyta; Magnoliopsida; Malpighiales; Euphorbiaceae
Product: cytochrome c oxidase subunit 6a, mitochondrial
Exons: 4
Coding region: 46-357 (103 amino acids)
Biological process (GO): mitochondrial electron transport, cytochrome c to oxygen
Cellular component (GO): mitochondrial inner membrane
Molecular function (GO): enzyme regulator activity
Source: RefSeq, a predicted model, not a curated record
GGUCUCCAUUUCUGAUUGUUGCUAAAGAAAAAAACAAUUAAAACUAUGGCGACGGCGUUGAUGCGAUCUAGUCUUCGGAACGCUCUUCGAGGCGGCGGCCCAAAGCCAUCCGCUCCUCUUCAGAGGCGCUUCUCGUCUUCUCCUCACCAUGACGUUGCUUAUGAAGCAGCAGAAGCAUCAAAAUGGGAGAAGAUUACUUAUGUAGCGAUUGCUUCGUGUACAAUCUUAGCAAUUUAUAACCUAUCAAAGGGUCACCCCCACUACGAAGAACCCCCUGCAUACCCUUUUCUGCACAUUCGCAACAAGGAGUUUCCGUGGGGACCCGAUGGGCUAUUUGAGAGCAAGCCCCACCACUAAUGAAUUCAUGGUCAAUUGAAUGAAGAUAUCAUAAAAACCAUCUUUUUACAAUCUUGCCAGAAAUUAGAUUACUCUUGCUGUUGUGGGAAUUUGAUCUUGGUGAUUGCAGUUUGCAUUCUUGUAUUCUGGAUUUUGCUACUUUGCACAAGGCAAGUUGCUUAGUUCUUGUGUACUGUUUUGUUAUUUACUGUGAAUUGUUGGCUGCUUAAUAAAAUGCAAAAAUUGAUUUGGGAUU